Raphanus sativus (radish) is the source of this 989-nucleotide messenger RNA. Its product is annotated as probable peroxygenase 3. Bases 103 to 822 code for a protein of 239 amino acids. The transcript has 6 exons. Lineage: Eukaryota; Viridiplantae; Streptophyta; Magnoliopsida; Brassicales; Brassicaceae. The record is from RefSeq and is a predicted model, not a curated record. Gene Ontology annotation, molecular function: calcium ion binding; monooxygenase activity.
AUCGGUGUCCAUUUCUUUGCAAAAGUUGAAACUGAGAGCAUCUUCAAUUAUUAACACUUACAGAAGAGAAAGAGAAGGCGAUCCAAAGGAUAAAGAGAGAGUAUGGGAGAAGAGUCAGAGGCUUUUGCCACUACGGCGCCACUUGCUCCAGUGACCGGUCAGCGAAAAGUAAGGAAAGACUUGGAGGAAACAUUACCUAAACCAUAUUUAGCAAGAGCACUAGUAGCUCCAGAUACAGAGCAUCCGAAUGGAUCAGAAGGUCAUGACAGCAGAGGAAUGAGUGUUAUGCAACAACACUGUGCUUUCUUCGACCAAAACGGCGAUGGAAUCGUCUAUCCUUGGGAGACUUAUGCAGGAUUCCGUGACCUUGGUUUCAACCCAAUCUCUUCUGUUUUUUGGAGCAUAAUCAUAAACUUAGCGUUUAGCUACGUUACACUUCCGAGUUGGUUGCCAUCCCCACUAUUACCUGUUUACAUCGAUAACAUACACAAAGCCAAACAUGGGAGUGAUUCAAGCACCUAUGAUACUGAAGGAAGGUAUGUCCCGGUUAAUCUCGAGAACAUCUUUAGCAAAUAUGCGCUAACGGCUCCAAAUAAGAUAACAUUAAAAGAGCUUUGGAACCUAACCGAGGGAAACCGAAUGGCAAUCGAUCCUUUUGGAUGGCUUGCGAAUAAAGUUGAAUGGCUACUAGUCUAUCUACUUGCUAAGGAUGAAGAAGGGUUCGUGUCUAAAGAAGCUGUGAGAGGUGUCUUUGAUGCAAGUUUAUUUGAAUACUGUGCUAAAAAGAAUAAAGAGAAGGCCGAUUCUCGCAAGCAAGACUAAGCAUUUAAUUUGCUAAUUAUCUUUUAAUUUAUCUGUUUGUAUUAUUAUGCCCUCAAUCUUAAUUAUGAAAAGGACAGAUAAACAAAAAAAUCUAUGUGGAAUAAUUGUGUUCUUGAUUAUAUUGUUGUGUAAAAUUUGUUGAAUAAAUAAUAUGAGAUUUUCAUUAA